Molecule: messenger RNA, 2234 nt
Organism: Alnus glutinosa
Lineage: Eukaryota; Viridiplantae; Streptophyta; Magnoliopsida; Fagales; Betulaceae
Exons: 3
Coding region: 114-2018 (634 amino acids)
Molecular function (GO): protein binding
Source: RefSeq, a predicted model, not a curated record
AACCAAUCCCACGGACCCACAGGGACAAAAUCGUACUUUCACACCGCGAAUCACAGAACAAAGGAUUCCGAGAACGAAAACCAUGAAUAGGAAAAGCAACGGCAAAGUUACUCAUGGUGGUGAUGGCGAGAGAAGAAGAGAGCGAAGCGUGGGGUACCUGGGAGGAGCUUCUGCUAGGGUUCGCCGUGAAGCGCCACGGGCUCGACGACUGGGACUCCGUGGCCGCGGAGGUCCGCAGCAAGAGCUCUCUCCCUCGCCUCUGGGUCUCCGCUCCCCGCUGCAAGGUCAAGUUCCACGACCUCAAACGCCGCUUUGCCAAACAAAACGACGCCGUUCUCAAACGUGACGAGGAUGAGACUGUGCCCUGGCUGGACGAGCUGAGGAAGCUCCGCGUCGCCGAGCUUAAGCGAGAGGUCCGAAACUACGACGUUUCAAUCCUCUCUUUGGAGACGAAGGUGAAGAGGUUGGAGGAAGAGCGAGAGCUGAACGUGAGAGGGAAUGGAAUUAGCCACGGAAAACCAGAUCUGGAGGAACUGCGAGAGAGAUCAGAGAACCAAGAGGGCGACGAACCGGAGAGAACCGGCGGGGAGUCGGACCGGGAGGGCCGUUCCGUCAACGAGUCCAACACCACCGGUUCAAAAGGAAAAUCCGGUGGCGAAGAGGUAAGAUUAGGACUCGAACCGCUCCAAACCGGUUCGAAUGGACCGGCAUCGGAACCGGUGGCCGAGCACUCGGACGAUGGGAGCUCCGAUACCGUGGCGAAGAGCCAGUCCGUGACCGAGUUGCGUAGCGACUCGGCGGCGCGGGAGAGCAGCGAGGUGCAGAGCUCGGCAAGCUUAACGCGGAAGAGGAAGAGAAGGGGACGCCGGAGAAGGGAGGCUUCCGGCGGAAUGGAGCCGGCGGAGACCAUGGAGGUAACCGGGAAGUCGCAGCCGUUCGUUAGGGUUUUGGAGAUGAUUAGAGCGCAUAGAAGCGGUUCGUUGUUCGAGCGCCGGCUCGAAAUCCAGGAAAGUGAGGAGUACCAAAGCUUGGUGAAGCAGCAUGUGGAUUUGGAAACAGUACAAAGCAGGAUCGUCAAGGGCACCUAUUCCUCAUGCACCCUCGGAUUCUACCGAGACCUCCUGCUUCUCUUCAACAACGCUGCCUUAUUCUUUCCCAAGUCAUCCCUUGAGUCCAUCACUGCCCACCAGCUUCGCCACCUCCUGUUGAAUGAGAUCCCUAAACGCAGCAACUCAUUCCCAAAAGAACAUUCUCCAGCACCGAAUGCUGCAGCAUCACCGUUCCAGCCUAAACCCGAGUUAGAAAGGUCUCAUUCAUUGCUUGCAAAACACAAAUCGCCUGCUCCUGUAAUUGUUUGCCGCAAACGGAGUUCCAUUUCAGCUAAACCUAAUUCCUCCGCCACUACCUUCAGUCAAAAAGAAAAGCAAGCAAGUGACGAGAAGACACCGGCUCUUGAUCCGAACCCACAACCCAUUAAGCCCUCUUCAGACAAUAGUACGUUGAAAACUAAAGCCAAAGAGAAGCCUGUAACUGGAGUUAGAAGCUUGAGAAGGAGCAAUAAGAACCCAACAAACAAUAAUACCAGUAGCGCUUCCAACAAGAAACAAACUAGUAUGAGCCCCAGCUCAAAACCCGGGUUAGCUAACAAACUAGAGACUCCCAAAACUGAUCAGAAGAAUAAAACUGAGGCAUUGACGUUGGGGAAAAAAAGAAGCGCAGCUGAUUUCUUGAAAAGGAUUAAAUGGAACUCUCCGAAGGAGACUGUAAAGAGUAGUGGUAGUAAAGAGCAGAAAAGGAGGCAUAACGGGAAGGGGGGUGACAGGAAAGACAAGAGGGUGUUAAGGCAAGGCAGUGACAAAAAAGUUGCGAGGGAGGAGAAUAGUCCAUCAAAGCGGAGUGUUGGAAGGCCACCAAGAAAGCCGGCAGAGGCAAAUGCAGUUUCAGUGAAGCGCGGAAAGGAAAGUGGAGGAAAGGAAGUGGCGGCCUUGAAGCGGCCAAGAAAGCGAGCUAGGAGGUAGAAUGGCUCCAUUGGUUGCUUCUGUACAUUAUUUAACUCUUAUUUAAUUAUAAGGGGUUUACUACUACUAAUUAGAAAGUUGUAGACCCUCUUGUCUUCCCUGUAAGAUGCAUCUUCUUUUGCCUGUUAGUAUGUACAAUCUCUCUUUCACUAGGAAACACUUUUGACUUGAAAUUGUCGCCAUUGCCAUUUGAUAUAAAUGUCAUAUAAUAACCAA